AUGUGGAAGGAUGCAUCACAGACCAGCUACCCGUCCCCUGGAAGUUACCAGCUUUUCCAAGGAGGGACCGCUCUCGGCGGUGGGCGGAGACAGGCAGACACGGCCCCGCCCCCGGGGGGCUCCGCCUCCAGGCCACACUUCCGCCGCGGCAGCGUCCGGCGGCGGCGCUGCCGUAAGUGGGGCCGGCUGUUUGCCGCAUCACGGAAGAUGGCGGCGGCGGCGGUGAACGGGGCCACGGGCCUCUCGAGCUCUGGGCCCACGGCGGCCGCGGGUGCCGUUUUGCAGGCAGCGGCCGGCAUGUACGAGCAGCUCAAGGGCGAGUGGAACCGUAAAAGCCCCAAUCUUAGCAAGUGCGGCGAAGAGCUGGGCCGUCUCAAGCUGGUUCUCCUGGAACUCAAUUUCCUGCCAACCACUGGGACCAAACUGACCAGACAGCAGCUCAUUCUGGCCCGUGACAUCCUGGAGAUCGGAGCCCAGUGGAGCAUCCUUCGCAAAGACAUCCCGUCCUUCGAGCGGUACAUGGCCCAGCUCAAGUGCUACUACUUUGAUUACAAGGAGCAGCUUCCUGAGUCUGCCUACAUGCACCAGCUCUUGGGCCUCAAUCUCCUCUUCCUGCUGUCCCAGAACCGGGUGGCCGAAUUCCACACGGAGCUGGAACGGCUGCCUGCCAAGGACAUCCAGACCAAUGUGUACAUCAAGCAUCCCGUGUCCCUUGAGCAGUACCUGAUGGAGGGGAGCUACAACAAGGUGUUCCUGGCCAAAGGCAACAUCCCAGCUGAGAGCUAUACCUUCUUCAUCGACAUCCUGCUCGACACCAUCAGGGAUGAGAUUGCGGGGUGCAUCGAGAAAGCCUAUGAGAAAAUCCUCUUCACUGAAGCCACCCGCAUCCUCUUCUUCAGCACCCCCAAAAAGAUGACAGAUUACGCCAAGAAGCGUGGGUGGGUCCUGGGCCUCAACAACUACUACAGCUUUGCCAGCCAGCAGCAGAAGCCGGAAGAUACGACCAUCCCCUCCACGGAACUGGCCAAGCAGGUGAUCGAGUAUGCGCGACAGCUGGAGAUGAUCGUCUGAGCCCGCUGGCUUGGGGCCGGGCCUAGGCCAGCACUGAAGUUCCGGGCAAGGCUUCUUCCAAUAAACGGAUUGACAUCCUUUCUCAGGCCCUUGUCUCCCCAGGAACACGAGAAGACAGGUUCCUAACUGAAAUGGAGAUUUGGGGGCUGUGGGUGGCGGUGUCAGCCUCUGUUCAGUGGUCUUUCUGAAGACUUCAGACACACCUGCCCUCUGCCCAGGGCCUGUUGGCACUGUGACCCGUGGGGGUGCCCGGUGUGGGAGGAGGGACUGCAGGGCCACUGCAGACUUGCAGGAAGGCCAGCCUGAGGCACCACUUUUUUUUUUUUUAAUUUUUUUAAUUUUAAGCCAAGGAGUGGUGUUGCCAUCCCCAAAAAUGUUUGCAAUGAAUGAGAAAAAUGAUUAAAACUUGUGAAACAGAA
Messenger RNA from Sorex araneus (European shrew), 1490 nucleotides. RefSeq names its product proteasome 26S subunit, non-ATPase 8 (gene PSMD8). Gene Ontology annotation, cellular component: proteasome regulatory particle; nucleus; cytosol. NCBI's taxonomy places the organism in Eukaryota, Metazoa, Chordata, Mammalia, Eulipotyphla, Soricidae. Gene Ontology annotation, biological process: proteasome-mediated ubiquitin-dependent protein catabolic process. The record is from RefSeq and is a predicted model, not a curated record.